GGUCCAAGUUGACAACUGGUACUACUAACUAACCACCAAACUGCCAAUUACCAAAAAAAAAAAAAAGAAAGAGAAAAAGGUCACCUUCAACAUGCCUCAUUCGUUCACUUUUUGCACUUUACCUUUACAGUACUUCCUACCCAAUCCAAUCACCUUUCUCUUCUCCACAACGCCAAAUUAAUUUUCCCUCAAUUUCUAACCUUCAAUAACCCAAGGCUUGUUAAUUUGCUCCGCCAUCCAUUUAAGCAUCGUACACACUAACAAAAAAGAUCUCCCUGUUUGAAAUGGACUUUUUACGCUGCCUAAGGGACUGAAAUGGAUGUGCAAAAGCAUCUCUGUUUUUAGCAACAGGAUGAAGAUGAGGAAAUCGUUGCGGAAAAUAAUUGUUUUUCUGUUAUUCAGAAUUGACUGGAAGAAAAUGUUUUUCGUUGGUGCUAUUUUGACAGUAUUUAGGGUAAUGUUUCAAAUUUCUUCACUUCCUUAUCCUCUUACUGAAUGGAUCCUCUUCCCAUCAUCGGAGAUUUCAUCUUCCCAAAGUUUGAAUCAUGAAAAGAACUUAAGGGAACUUCCAGUGAGUCGAGAUUACCGGUUUAGCAUUAGUCAGCAUGCCCCUGUAGUUGUUUCACUCAACUCUACAGACGGACUGAGUCAAAGACUGCAAGUUCUGGAAAGACGAGAGCAAGUUUCGACACAGCAGAAACAUAGGAAGCAUGUGAAUGCAGUAGAUAAAGUUAUUUCCGCUUCUUCACCUGUUAGAAACGUGUCCAACCAUAUGCUGAGAUACAUAGCAUCUUUGACUCCAGACGAGGCACUUGCAUAUGCCAAAAGAGAGAUCGAGAAUGCCCCACUAGUUACCGAUGUUCAGGACUUGUAUACUCCUCUAUUCAGGAAUGUAUCUAUCUUUAAAAGGAGCUACGAGUUGAUGGAGCUUAUACUCAAAGUUUACAUCUACAAAGAAGGGAAAAGGCCGAUUUUUCAUCAACCUUAUCUUAGAGGAAUUUAUUCAUCUGAGGGAUGGUUCAUGAAGCUGAUGGAGGACAGUCACCAGUUCGUGACAAGGGAUCCACAAAAGGCUCACCUGUUCUAUCUGCCAUAUAGUGCACGUCAGUUGCAAAGGGCACGAUAUGUGCCUAAUUCACAUAAUCUUAAGCCGUUAUCAGUGUUCCUACGGAACUAUGUGAACAUGCUAGCUGCAAAGUAUUCUUUCUGGAACCGCACACGUGGGUCAGAUCAUUUUCUUGUUGCUUGCCAUGAUUGGGGACCUUACACUCUAAAGGACCAUGAGGAGCUAAGUAGAAACACUAUAAAAGCUCUCUGCAAUGCAGAUAUAUCUGAAGGAAUAUUUGUCUCUGGGAAGGACGUUUCCCUUCCUGAGACCACUAUAAGUAAUCCCAGGAGGCCUCUUAGAAACCUCGGUGGAAAAAGAGUGUCACAACGCCCGAUUCUUGCCUUUUUUGCUGGAAAUAUGCAUGGUCCGGUACGUCCGAAACUCCUCAAGCAUUGGAGAAACAAAGAUGAAUCCAUAAGAAUUUAUGGGCCUUUACCCCAUAGAGUCUCAAAAGUCAUGUCUUAUUCCGAACACAUGAAAUCAAGCAAGUACUGCCUUUGUCCAAUGGGUUAUGAAGUGAACAGCCCGAGGAUUGUUGAGGCAAUAUAUUAUGAGUGUGUGCCUGUUAUCAUCGCUGAUAAUUUCGCCCUUCCAUUUAGUGAAGUUCUUAACUGGACUGCCUUUUCUGUGGUUGUUUCUGAGAAAGAUAUUCCUAGGCUAAAGGACAUUUUAUCAAGUAUACCUCUGAGACAUUACCAGGCCAUGCAAAAUAACGUCAAGAUGGUGCAGAAGCAUUUUCUUUGGAACUCAACACCGACUAGAUUUGAUCUAUUCCAUAUGAUUUUGCAUUCAAUUUGGUUUAGCAGGCUCAAUCAGCUUCAAGUAUCACAAAUAUUAUAAUUCCUCGAGUUCUAGUUUUUUCAAUUUGGUGGUCUAUUGGAUUUGGAUUUAUGACGUUUAGAGGCUAGAGCUUGUCAAUUCGGAUGUCGAUAUACAAAAACCUUUUCAAGAGCUGCAGCUGGUUCAGUUCUCUUAGUGGGCAUUUGGGGAGAUUCCAAAUAUUUUUCACUUUAUUUGGAAUCUAUGAGUUUGGAGUUAAAGAUGGAAUUGGUUUGGUUAUGCAUUUUGCAACGGAGAGAGGAGAACAUUUUAUUUGGAAUUUAUGAAGAUCGAGUUGAAAAACAGGCUUGGAGCUGGAGCACUCCAAAUUUGGAAUCCAACUCCGAAUCGAAUAUGAUGUUGUUGUUGUUUGUAGGGAAAAAGAAAUCGCGUUUGAACUUUUGCCCAAACAUCAUGGCUAGCAUUUCACAGAUUUCCGACAUACUGAACUACUACUUGAAAUGAUCUCAAGUUUGAUGUUUUUGAAACUACUGAAGUGUGCUGGUGUUGAAAUGGUCGGCGUAUCUCUAUGAUGUCAUGCAAGCAACAGAGUUACUUUGAGAAAGAAAGAAGGAUGAAGGGGAGAGCAUGGAGAAGAAACAAACGGAGGAAAAAAUAAAUAGAGGAAGAAUAAAGUGAAGUGAGAAGAAAGUUCAAGAUAACUGAACAUUUUCCACAUUCUACAACAGUCAUUUGUCGGGGAUGUCGUGCUUCAUAGAUAAGUUGUGACUGAGCCUGAUAGUUUCGAGUAGAUGAUUGUGAAUGAGUUAACUGAGCUUUGAAAGUUUAUACUGACGUACACACACACUUUCUGCGUUUGCCCAGAGGCGAAGAUGUAGAGCCAGAGAAAUGAGUAUGAUCUUUAUCUUCUUUCUUUGUUUAUGUACACAUAGUUCGAGUCAAAAACAGUGAGUUCAGUUGAGCUCAUAAAACUCGUAGUUCAGAUCAUAAAAUUAUCUGUUAAGAAUUCAUUUUUGUAUAUGCAUAUAAGCUCAAAAACAGUUAAUAUGCAUCUGGCAUCUGGGAUGAUGCGUAUAAGAUGAGAUGGCCUCUUUCUUUACUUCCUGAGUUGUACUGUUUUCAUAGAAGUGAUACAUACAAGAAUUUUCUUGUGUUA
Capsicum annuum is the source of this 3044-nucleotide messenger RNA. Its product is annotated as probable glycosyltransferase At5g03795. The record is from RefSeq and is a predicted model, not a curated record. The coding region runs from base 320 to 1948 and encodes 542 amino acids. The transcript has 5 exons. NCBI's taxonomy places the organism in Eukaryota, Viridiplantae, Streptophyta, Magnoliopsida, Solanales, Solanaceae. Gene Ontology annotation, molecular function: glycosyltransferase activity.